Messenger RNA from Drosophila takahashii, 1296 nucleotides. RefSeq names its product protein phosphatase 1 regulatory subunit sds22 (gene sds22). Lineage: Eukaryota; Metazoa; Arthropoda; Insecta; Diptera; Drosophilidae. Gene Ontology annotation, molecular function: protein binding. The record is from RefSeq and is a predicted model, not a curated record.
UUACCCAAAGCGAAAACAUCUGACGUCACAAAGUUCCCAGGCAAGAACCACCCCACAGUAUUAACACCCUGCGCAGGCGGAAUAAACAAGUCAAGUCGGCAUAGAAUUUUGCAAAAGUCAUCUUUGAAAUAGAAAUACCGGUUAAUUUACUUCCGACAUGGGCGAUGCCGACAGAGCAAUGAACGAACCGGAAGCGACCAAGACGGUAGCCGGAAUCCAGGUGAUUCCCGCCGAGGAUGUCUCCUCCAUCGAGGAGGUUAUCACCAUCGACCCGGAGUGCUACGAGCUGGACCUGAAUCAUCGCCGGAUCGAGAAGCUGGAGAACUUCGAGCCCCUCACGAGGAUCGAACGCCUGUUCCUGCGCUGGAAUCUGAUCAAGAAGAUCGAGAACCUGUCCACCCUGAAGACCCUGAUCGAGCUGGAGCUGUACGACAAUCAGAUCACCAAGAUCGAGAACCUCGAUGAUUUGACCAAUUUGGAGGUGCUGGACAUCAGCUUCAAUCGCCUCACGCAGAUUGAGAACCUGGACAAGUUGGUCAAGCUGGAGAAGGUCUACUUUGUGUCCAACCGGAUCACCCAAAUCGAGAACCUGGGGAUGCUGACCAAUCUCACCAUGUUGGAGCUGGGGGACAACAAGCUGAAGAAGAUUGAAAACAUCGAGAUGCUGGUCAACCUGCGACAGCUCUUUCUGGGAAAAAACAAGAUAGCCAAGAUCGAGAACCUGGACACAUUGGUCAAUUUGGAGAUCCUCAGUCUGCAGGCCAAUCGAAUUGUGAAAAUCGAGAACCUGGAGAAGUUGACCAGCCUCCGCGAACUCUACAUAUCGGAGAACGGAGUGGAAACCAUUGAAAACCUCGACGAGAACAAAAAUUUGGAAACUCUCGACCUUGCCAAGAACCGAUUGAAAAGCAUCGGCAACCUGGAGAAGCUGGAACUGCUGGAGGAGCUCUGGCUGAACCACAACGGGGUGGACGACUGGAAGAACAUAGAGCUGCUGAAGGUCAACAGGGCGCUGCAGACCAUCUACCUGGAGUACAACCCGCUGGCGAAGGACGUCCGCUAUCGCUCCAAGCUGCGCGACAUCCUGCCGCAGCUGCAGAAGAUCGAUGCCACCCUGUGCAAGGUGCCCGGGUCCUAGACGGAUCCACAGUAACCCCCUCGAAAGACUAAUCCACGGCGAUGCGCCAAUACAUUUAUAUUGAUUAACUUUGGAAAACUGCGUUUAAAAUAUACAUGAAAAAAUUAACCACUUCAAAGAAGCUGCUAUUUAAUAUCAUCUUGGUAUGGUUUUUUUGA